UCUUUUGCUCUUUCUCGCUGUCAUCGUUUUGUUAAUCGCGCCCUCUCCCGCCUUCUUUAUUUUCACGUUUUCAUUCCGUCCGCGCGCUACGAGGGCGGCGAGGGAGCAUGCAGUCACUCGACCGCGUGCGAAGACCGUCGGCGCGGCCGUGAGCGCUCCUCCAGCCACCACCGGCGGCGACGCACAUGCUCUGAGGCAUCCCCACCGACGGUCUCCGAGGACGCCAUGCCCUGGUAGACGUGGCUGACGGACGCUGCCACGGCCAUGCCUCGGUUACGGACGACGCUCUCGCUGUCCGCCGUGUUCCUGGCGCUGGUGCCGUGCCCGUCGUCUUCGAGCCCGUUGACGCCGGCGUGUGGAGAGACGCGCGAGGGCGCCGAGAAGGGCAUUGUGCGGCCACCCCAGUUCCCCGCCGGUACGGACGUGGUCAACUGCAGCUGGUUCUUCAGGGCCGCUCCGGGUUUCAAGCUCCUGGUGCGUGUGGACAACGCCGAGUUCGCAUCGGCCCAGCUGCGCGCGUCCGUCCUGCGGCUCAGCGUGGACGGCCAGGUGCUGGAGAUAAGCCGCAACUGCGUCGACUGCCUCGAAUCCCUCGUUGCCGGGCGGGAACUCCUGGUGCAGUUCGUGUCCACUAAAGCGGCCGACGCGUCGAAGGACGGCGGCACGGGAUCCUUUCAGAUACGCUACAAGGCGUUCAAUCCCGGCCAGUGCGAGCGACCCCGGAGCCCCAACCAGGGCUACGUGUUCGGCAGGGAUUGGCGGCUGGGCCGCGAAGUGAGUUACCACUGCAACCCGCCGUACGACCUCCUGGGCAGUUCUUCGGCGCGCUGCAUCGUCCCGGAGCAGCGGUUCGUUCCGGAAUGGAGCAGCCUGCCCCCUCGCUGCGCGCUCAGCGACUGCCGCAAGGGACCCGUCCACAGGACCGCGGGUGCGGGGGCCAUCGCCAGUCCCGGCUUCGCGGAGCAGCGGCUGCCGGCCAACCGCAAGUGCCAGUGGGAGAUCCAAGCCGAGGCCGGGCACCAGGUGAAGGCGGCCUUCACGAGGCUGCGGCUGCCCGAGCACCGCCUCGGCGGGGAGGCACCACACCUGUACCUCUUCGAUGGUGACGAGAACACGCCGCUGGCCAAUCUUAGUGCCGUCCAGAUUGAGGAGGGCGAGAGCCCGCUGAACGUCACCACCGUCUCCAGCAAGCUGCUCGUGGUCCUGCUCACCGGCACCAGGCUCGAGGAAGACGCUGUUAUGUACAUGGAGUACGCCGCCAAUCCGAGCACGUGCCCCGACCCGGGCCGGCCCGACAACGGGGAGCUGGUGGCGUAUAGCCUGGCCGUCGGCUCCAGCGUGGGCUUCCGCUGCAGGCCCGGCUACGUGCUGGACGGGGACUCCCGCGCCGAGUGCCUGCCAACGGGCACCUGGAGCGCGUCCAGGCCCAAGUGCCUGCUGGAGGCGGGCCACGGAGACCACCAAGACGUGGCCGUGGACGUGCACGUCGAGGACGUGGGCCAGGAAGACCUCAUCGGUAUCCUGGGCGGCACGCCGGCGCCCUUGGGCGGACCGCGGGGUCUUACGCCGCCUCCCGUGGAGGUGACGACGACGUCGGCCCCUCCUCGGGAUGUGCCUGAAGUGGCCCAGGCGAAGCCGUCCAGGGCUAAGCACACGCCCGUGUUGAAGGCGUCUUGGUCGACUACGACGACGACGUCGACGACGGCUUCGCCUACACCACCAAGGGCACCUGCGGAGUCGUCCGAAGAGGCUCUUGACCCGGUGGCUCACGUGUCCGGUCUCAAGCCUGCGCUGAAAGAAGAGAGGGGGCGCUGGAGGACCCAGCAGCAGGACGUCCACUCGCACGGCGGCCACAGGAAGGAGCCCGGCGCGGCACCCCGGAAGCCCUCGGCCCACCUGGACCCGAGGCCGGUGGACGACGACGGCGACGACGAGGAGUCGCGUGGCGAGCCUUCCCAGCCAUCCACGUCGCGUGACCACCAGGGCCGGGACGGCGUGCACCGCGACGAGGGCGACUUCACGGACGGCCUCACGGUCACCAUGGUAGCCGUGAUCGUGGCCGUCACGGCGCCGCUGGCCAUCGCCUUCCUGCUCCUCAUCGUCCUGGUCAUCUACAGGAGGAAGUACCCGGUCCGUAUGGGCUUCGGCCGCAAGUUCUCCACCUUCGAGAACCCCAUGUACGUGAAGAAAGACGCCCAGGACCCCAGGGAACUGGCCAGGCUCUCCGCGGCUGACAAGGACCGCUUCUGAGCCACGCGGGGGCCGGAGGCGAUGCUAUGCCCCGGGGACUGGAAAGCCAGGCUGUGGCCCACUCGAGGACGUGUCCCUGGAAGCACCGACGGUCGUGCCUGUUUUGCGAAACAUUGCAAAUGUGCUCGUACACUCGUUGGGGUCCAAAGAAGAUUACGUGGUCUUCGAUUCGCAAAUGUUAUGGAUGUCCCUGCGAGGUGAAGAAAAGACGGAUGCUAGAUCUACUUUAACGUCUUUUUCUUUCGGACAACUUCCAAACUUCUGGGUGAUUCUCGGUGUUGCCGAUGAAAAUGAGCUGUCCAGAUGUCACAGCGCUCAUCUACUUAUCGGCGAGGUCAUGUUUAAAGCCCCCAAACCGGCUUUGCGAUAUCCAGUCCUAAGCAAUCUGGAGCUCCGUUGCUCCAAGCAGCUUAAUUUUGAGCCAUUUACACUUUUUUUUUUUUAAUUGUGCCGCAGUCCGAGGACGCAAACUCGGACUGAGCUACGUCUGAAGUAUUAGCCCAUUUACAGUUUGUCUCGCAGCGUCACUUUGACACAACGAGGCAUAUUCGAUAGCUUGCGUGUUCGAUGCCCUCUUGGCGCCUAUGCCUCUCGUAUGAAACCGUUUGUUGGCAUUGCCAUUUGCCACAGAGAUCCGGUCGUUGCCAAAGGUCGAGCCUGUUUUCGCUCUUUUGUUUUGUCGCGGUUUUUACGAAUUUUCGUUGAAAUCCCAUUAUGAAAGUUGCUCCCGUAUUGGUGCGUUUUAUAUAUUUGAAGCGGAGCCUCUUUUUGUCGCGAGGUACGCCUCCAUCCCCCGCAUAAUAUGUUUUAGCGGCGUUUUUAACGUGUCACACGCAGCUGUUACUUUAAAAGAAUCUCUUUACGAGGUGAUUGUUUAUUGGUUCUUGAUUUGUUUUAUGUUGGCCAGUUUACACGUUGAUGUGUCUCUUACUCUUUCUGCGUGUGUAUAAACCUGAAAUAUACGUGUUGUCUAGUC
This is a messenger RNA of Ixodes scapularis (black-legged tick), 3226 nucleotides long. RefSeq names its product CUB and sushi domain-containing protein 3. The transcript has 3 exons. The record is from RefSeq and is a predicted model, not a curated record. NCBI's taxonomy places the organism in Eukaryota, Metazoa, Arthropoda, Arachnida, Ixodida, Ixodidae. Bases 265 to 2250 code for a protein of 661 amino acids.